AUGCCUGGCAAAUACGACGAUGCUCCUCUCCCAUUCACAUCCACCGCCCCUCUUCCAACCCGUCGUCAGACCCUCAAGUCCGGCGGGGCAGGUGGUGGAACGCUCAAGAGGGGCAAAACGCUCACACGUCCAGAAAGACAUGUCGCUCCUGUACCGCUCAUCGCUCCUCCUCCUACUCAAUCAUUCUCGCCUAGCUCGCCUUUACCCGAAAGUAGAAGUUUUGUGGGCGAUUUGGAUUGGUGGAGAUUGUGGUCAUACGCUACGACAUGGUGGGCUCCACCGGUCGUAUUGAAAUGGUUUGGAAUAAAGGAAAAGCAAAGUAGACAAGCAUGGAGAGAGAAAGUUACAUUAUGUUGGAUAGCCAUAUUGUUAGGUGGGAUAGUGGGAUUUGUAACGAUGGGGUUGCAAAAGGCUUUGUGUCCUGAUGGAGGGAAUGCGGGGCAUUUGUAUGAGAGAUUGGGUGAGAAUGAAUUGACACUCAGCAUAUCAGGCUAUGUCUUCAACAUCUCAACGUCGAAAACUCAAGAAACAGUAGAUUUCUAUGCACUCUCCAAACAGAUGCCUGGUCAGGAUAUAACCAAUCUAUUCCAACGUACCGCAUCAGAUUACCCUCAGUGUACAUCCACAGCCAAAUACGCCAGUACACCUUAUUGCAACAGCACUACCACCACCACUAAUAGUAGUUGUCCAUUAGCCAAACUUGGAGAUUCCACCUAUUCAACACUUGCCAUUCAGAAUACGUCUAAAAUAGAGGGCUACAGCUGGGAGCAAGUCGCAGCAUUGGAAGAUUAUUUGGUAAUCGACGGAAUGGUAUUGAACAUGAAACCGUAUUUAGAUGCCAACCCAACAGCCAUAUCGGGAGACGAAGUUGAUAAAGCCAUUCGACAAGUAUUGAAUAAUCAACCUACAUCCGGUAAAGACGCUACGAGAUUAUUCUAUCAUCGAAAGGCCAUGCAAGAUUCAAUACCAUGUAUGCAAGCUAGGUACGCCGCAGGAAGAAUCGAUAAAGUCGCUCCCGGAUGUUUCGUCGCCUCUCUGUUCCUCUACACAUCAUUAGGUGUCAUCUUAGGAGUGGUUUUGGUAAGGUUCGCCAUGGCUUGUAUAUUCAAUUGGUUCAUGUCUGCCAAAUUGGUUAGACCACCUAAAGAUCUGGCUAGAACGGCAAUUAGUCCAGCUGUCAUGCCUGAAGGAGCCAAUAUGUCAGUUCAUAACAGGACAGGUACAGCACCAUGGUCAAAUCCCGACAACAGCAGUAAACAAAAGUUGAAAAAUGGAAAGAAGAUUAAUGGAUUGAAUACUUCAUCGACUACUUUGGUAAAUAAUCAAUCUACCGAACCGUUAAUUUCCCUAGCAAAGAUUGGUGCGGAAUUGUUCACGGUCUGUUUGGUUACUUGUUAUUCGGAAGGUGAAGACUCCGUCAAAGGGACGAUCGAUUCGAUAGCAUCGACCAACUAUUCUGAUUCUAGGAAAUUGAUUUGGGUAGUUUGCGAUGGGAUGAUCACUGGACAUGGAGAGAAGGUGUCAACACCGGAUAUAUGCGUUAGUUUGAUGGAUGCUGAUCCGAGAUUUGGCAAUCCGAUGCCUAUGGGUUAUAUCGCUGUGGGGAGUGGAGCGAAAAGAGAGAAUAGAGCGAUGGUAUAUGCUGGACAUUAUGUAUCCAAAAAUGGACAUCGAACACCGACGAUAGUCGUAGUCAAAUGCGGUAUGCCAUCCGAAGCGAGAGAUAAGAAACCUGGUAAUAGAGGUAAAAGAGAUUCUCAAUUGAUCUUGAUGAAUUUCUUCUCGAGGGUCACCUAUAAUGAUAGAAUGUCACCCUUGGAUUUUGAUAUCUUCAGAAAAGUACAGACUUUGAUGGGUGUCACGCCAGAUUAUUUCGAGACAUGUUUGAUGGUCGACGCCGAUACUAAGAUCUACCCCGACUCCCUUCGUUACCUCGUCAACUGUAUGCAUCAAGACAACAUGAUCAUGGGCGUCUGUGGAGAAACUCGAAUAGCGAACAAAAGACAAUCAUGGGUAACGGCAAUUCAAGUGUACGAAUAUUUCAUCUCGCAUCAUCACGUUAAAGCCUUCGAAUCCGUUUUCGGUGGUGUAACCUGUCUUCCAGGUUGUUUCAGCAUGUACCGAAUCAAAGCAAGGAAAGAUACGGAUAACGAUUGGGUACCGAUCUUGGUAAAACCUGAAAUCGUUUCUGAGUAUUCACAAUCUGAAGUUCAUACAUUACAUCAAAAGAAUUUGUUGUUAUUGGGUGAAGAUCGAUUCUUGUCAACGAUAAUGUUACGUACCUUCCCCCGAAGGAAGAAUAUCUUCUUACCUCAAGCUAAAUGUCGGACUGUCGCACCGGAUACGUUCUCGGUAUUGUUAUCUCAAAGGAGAAGAUGGAUCAAUUCGACCGUUCACAAUCUAAUGGAAUUAGUGAGAGUCAGAAAUCUUUGUGGAACAUUUUGCUUCUCAAUGCAAUUUGUCGUAUUUAUGGAUUUGGUCGGUACAGUGGUUUUACCAAUUGCCAUCUGUCUCACCGGGGCUUUAAUUAUAAAUUCAAUAAUCGAUCCACCCAAUUCUUUCCAGGAAGCUAUACCUCUAAUGUUAUUAGGUGCUGUAUUGGGUUUACCAGCAAUAUUGAUUUUGAUAACUACUAGAAAAGUUAUUUAUAUAGCUUGGAUGAUCUGUUAUCUAUUCGCUUUACCGAUUUGGAAUUUUGUUUUGCCCGUUUACUCAUUUUGGCAUUUCGAUGAUUUCUCUUGGGGAGAAACUAGACGGGUUGAAGGUGAAGUUCGAUCGAAAGCGCAUGAUGACAAGACGGCUGUAUUUGACGGAACGACUGUCCCCCUUAGAAGAUGGGAAGAUUGGGAGAAAUCGAGAUUGCGAAAAUUACGUAGAGAUGAAAAGAAACGAAGAGAGAUGGAGAGACAGUUCGGAGCUGGAUUUCACGGGGAUAAUGAUGGAUUGGGGUUGGGCCCUACACCUCGAGCAGCGUGGACAAGAAGUGAUUAUGAGAGUGAUUCGGGAAGUGUGUUUGGCAGUGAAGAAGAUGUUUGGGGUGCAGAGAUUGGGGGUUACAACGAAAACAAUCCUGCUUUCCCACCACCACCUAUCGCAUUGUCUCAACAAUCACACCACGAUCAUAGUCAAGGUCAGACAUUAGGUCAAGAUGAGAUGGCCGCAAUACUCGAUUCCGGAUUCGACGAUGGUCCACCUCAUCCACCACAGUCCUCAUAUCGUAACGAACGGAAUGCACCUUCACCAUUACAUAGACAUCAACAUGAUUAUUCACCUCAGAUGAGGUAUCAAACCAAUGGGGAUUACAUCAGUGGACCUAAAACCCCUGAUAUGCCAACUACGGGAGAUAGCGUUUCGUCAAGUAUUGAAAGUAGACCUCAAGGUUCUGGACAUGCUAAGAAACGUUCUGGAGGGGUGAACAAUCAGAAAGCGAGAGCUCAAGCUCAAGCUCAGAAUUAUGGACCGUUAGGACCGUUGGAGGAUGAUGAUACGGGUUGGGGAGGUGAUUUUAAAGGUAGGCGAUUAUAA
Molecule: messenger RNA, 3525 nt
Organism: Kwoniella botswanensis
Lineage: Eukaryota; Fungi; Basidiomycota; Tremellomycetes; Tremellales; Cryptococcaceae
Exons: 6
Coding region: 1-3525 (1174 amino acids)
Cellular component (GO): cell periphery; cell septum
Molecular function (GO): chitin synthase activity
Source: RefSeq, a predicted model, not a curated record